CUUCUUCCUUCAACCAUCUCUCUUCCAUCAUCAAUUUCUGUUCUUGUCAAACGACAACGUGAGUUCAUCAUCCACCUAUCAUCAACUAUCACCUUCAUCAUCCAUCUAACGAAGAGUUCUUUAUCACAGAUAGAAGAAACUAAUAGAACCACCGUCAAACCUUUCAUCUCAUCCAUCGAUAUCGUAUCUAUCGCCACGAUGACAACUCUAUCCAUCGGCCAGCCGCGCUCGGUGGCAUCGAACAACGAUGUUCAUGGCGAGGAUGCGAGGGGAGAACGAAACACCACAAACAUCGACUGCUGUGUGUGUUUUGAGAAGUUCCAACAAAACGAGGUAACUCGUGUUGGAUGCGAGCACACUUACUGUCACGACUGCAUCAAGGAGCUGUUCGUUAGAUCACUCCACGAUCAGACCCUGUUCCCGCCGAAGUGCUGCAGUCAAGAGAUCCAGCUGGCACUCGUCGAGGGCCUCUUGAACGAGGAGGAACUUGACAACUUUAACAACCGCCACAUCGAACAUACCACAGCCCACCGCGUUUACUGCGGCAAUCGUGCGUGCGGCGCGUUCAUUCGCACAGAACUGAUCACUGGCGACAGGGCCCGUUGCACCGGGUGCCUGAACGUGACAUGUACAAUGUGUAUGUCGCCCUACCACUUUGGUACCGACUGUCCCCAAGAUCCGGCCAUCCAGAAUACGCUCGCGCUCGCGAACCAAGAAGGGUGGCAACGGUGUUACUCGUGCCGUACAGUCGUGCAGCUUGCUCGGGGCUGUAAUCAUAUGACGUGUCAUUGUGGUGCACAGUUCUGUUACCGAUGCGGCGCCAGGUGGCGAACCUGCGCCUGCGCUCACUGGGGGGAUGGACACCCUUUCGCGGAGCCGGAGUGGGUGAUG
Molecule: messenger RNA, 891 nt
Organism: Aspergillus uvarum CBS 121591
Lineage: Eukaryota; Fungi; Ascomycota; Eurotiomycetes; Eurotiales; Aspergillaceae
Product: Rcat domain-containing protein
Exons: 2
Biological process (GO): protein polyubiquitination; positive regulation of proteasomal ubiquitin-dependent protein catabolic process; ubiquitin-dependent protein catabolic process
Cellular component (GO): ubiquitin ligase complex; cytoplasm
Molecular function (GO): zinc ion binding; ubiquitin conjugating enzyme binding; ubiquitin protein ligase activity
Source: RefSeq, a predicted model, not a curated record